Molecule: messenger RNA, 1253 nt
Organism: Prosopis cineraria
Lineage: Eukaryota; Viridiplantae; Streptophyta; Magnoliopsida; Fabales; Fabaceae
Exons: 8
Coding region: 44-1024 (326 amino acids)
Biological process (GO): tRNA methylation; RNA (guanine-N7)-methylation
Cellular component (GO): tRNA methyltransferase complex
Molecular function (GO): tRNA (guanine(46)-N7)-methyltransferase activity
Source: RefSeq, a predicted model, not a curated record
GAAGACAAGAACUUCAGUUCAAUGGUAGUGCCAAUAAUAGCUAAUGGCUUCAUCUCGUUUGUUACAGCUACACAACUACACUACCCAUGGUAGCUCAGCUGCUUCUUUGCCGCGCAGGGCUGCGAGGGUCGCUCUUUCGUCGCUAAUACUACAAACUUCGCUUUCUCUUCAUCCUCCGUCCUCGCUUCGUUAUCAUUCACACUGUUACUGUAGCGGCAGAGAUGUUCCUGUUGCUGAAGUAGCAGAAAAGCACUAUAAUAAGGAGCAUUUCAAUAGCCCCGAACUGGUGGCAUUGGAGUAUGCAGAUCUUAAUCUUUCGUACAAGUUGGACUUGGGUCAUGUGAGAAUCAGGCAACAUGUCAAUCCCCUUAGUUCCUCUUUCUCUGUACCUACACAAGCUCCAGACUGGAACCAAGUGUUCAGGGACCCAACAUUACCACUCAUGGUUGACAUCGGAUGUGGUAGUGGUAGGCUUCUUUUAUGGCUUGCUAAACGAAAUCCUGGAGUAAGAAAUUAUUUGGGGUUGGAAAUAAGGCAAAAGUUGGUCAAGCGUGCUGAGGUAUGGGUAAAAGAUUUGGCUCUUAAAAACAUUCAUUUCUUGUUUGCAAAUGCCACAAUUUCCUUCAAGCAUUUGGUUACAUCAUAUCCUGGGCCACUGAUGUUUGUUUCGAUUUUGUGCCCAGACCCACAUUUCAAGAAGAGACAUCAUAAAAGAAGAGUUUUGCAGAAGCCUUUGGUUGGUGCUAUUGUAGAGACGAUGAUGCCAGGGGGACAGGUAUAUAUGUCUGGGGUUGUGUCUCACCAGGUUCUUAUACAAUCUGAUGUUCUUGAAGUGGCAAUUGACAUGAGAAAUCAGUUUGAUGUAGUUGAAGCACUUCAACACAUUGAUGCUGUGAACCCAAGCGUGUUGUGUGACAGUGAAGGAUGGUUGUUAAGCAACCCCAUGGGAAUAAGGACUGAGAGAGAGAUUCAUGCAGAAUUGGAAGGUGCAAGAAUUUUCAGAAGGAUUUACCAAAAGCAUUAAAAGAAGAGAUGCUUGGAGUCUUUUAGGUUAUUAGAAAAGAAUGAAAUGGAUUGAAAAAAUAAAUAAAAGUAAAUGAUUCUUAUUAGGGAUUCUUAUUGUGCCAAGUAUGAUUAGGGUUAAAAGGUAUUUUUGUUCUUAACUUUUUGUGUAAGAACCUAUGGUAUCUUAAUUUUUUUUUUGGUGGUGUAAUGUUAUUUAAAAACAGUGUAAUUUUGAUCUUACCGUUAAA